AUGGCAGCCGAAAUUAAGCCUUCAAAUUCUAAACAACAAGGAAAUGUAAGAAAACCAGUGUUACUAAAUAAAUUAGAAGGAUGUGGAGAUUGUGUAAAUAUGGCAGUGAUUAUUCCAGGAGAGGAUGGAGUUAUAAGUGUCAGUGAUGACAAGACGGUGAGAGUUUGGUUAAAAAGAGAUACAGGACAAUAUUGGCCUUCCAUUUGUCAUUCAAUGCCCUCUGAGGCAUCCUGUCUAGAGUUUAAUAGUGAAACUAGAAGAUUAUUUAUUGGAUUAGAUAAUGGUACUAUUACAGAAUUUUCAUUGGCAGAUGAUUAUAACAGAUUAUCUCAUAUAAGAGAUUAUCUUGCUCAUCAAAACAGAGUUACAUGUUUAAAAUUCUCACUGAAUUGUGAAUGGGUAUUGAGUUGUAGUAAAGAUAAAUAUUUUCAAUGGCAUUGUUCUGAAACUGGUAGAAGAUUAGGUGGAUAUCAGGCUGCUGCAUGGUGUUUAUGCCUAGAAUUUGACGAACAAUCAAAAUAUGCCUUCGUAGGAGAUUAUUCAGGACAUAUAUCAGUAUUGAAGUUAAAAGAUACAACAUUUGAAUUAGUCAUCACUUUAAAGGGUCACUCCGGUAAUGUACGUUGUCUUGCCUGGGAUGUAGAAAGAAGUUUAUUAUGUUCUGGAAGUUUUGAUCAGUCUGUGAUAGUGUGGGAUAUUGGUGGUAAACAAGGCACAGCCUUCGAAUUACAAGGACAUCAUGAUAAAGUACAAGGUUUAGUGUAUGCCCAGUCAGCUAAACAAUUACUAUCAGGUUCAGAUGACUGUGUUGUUGGUGUAUGGAAUAUGGAUGCCAAGAGAAUUGAGACACCAGAAUGGGCUGAAAGUGAUGUAUGUAUGAAAUGUGAAGGACCAUUUUUCUGGAAUGUGAAGAAAAUGUGGGAAGAAAAAAUUAUGGGAAACAGACAGCACCAUUGUAGAAAAUGUGGUAAAGCUGUGUGUGCUAAAUGUAGUACUAAACAGUCAACUCUACCUGCUAUGGGAUAUGAAUAUGAUGUUAGAAUUUGUGAUGAUUGUUUUAAAACCAUUGAAACAGAAGAUAGAGCUCCACUAGCCACAUUCCAUGAUGUGAGACACAGUGUAAUUCAUAUGAAUUUAGAUUCUACUAGAAAAUUAUUAUUAACUGUUGGUAAAGAUAGGAUUAUUAAGGUUUGGGAUGUGAGCAGUGUAUUACAUUAA
Molecule: messenger RNA, 1218 nt
Organism: Lottia gigantea (owl limpet)
Lineage: Eukaryota; Metazoa; Mollusca; Gastropoda; Lottiidae
Exons: 12
Coding region: 1-1218 (405 amino acids)
Molecular function (GO): metal ion binding; protein binding
Source: RefSeq, a predicted model, not a curated record